GGGUGAUGAAGAGUUACCGAAGGAGAAUCAAACCAUUGUGAAAGUGUUGGAGACCAGGGGCAACAAUUUACAUGCGGUAAUAACUCCAUCUGGUGAAGAAUACUUAGCAUCCAUGCCAACAAAAUUCAGAAAAAACAUAUGGGUUAUACAUAAUUGUUGAACCCAUACCUGAAGAAGCCGUAUAAACCUGAAAUAGUGAAAGUAAAAUAAAAUCCUAGAAAAUGAGUCUCCCAAUUGAGUUGUACAACAAUCAGGAACCAAGUGAUGAUGAUCAUCUUGCUACGCACUUUAGGAAUCUUCAUUAUAAUGAUGACGUCAUAGUUGAAAACGUAGAUACAGACCCAGUGUUUGGUGAUAUUGAAUUAGAUCAGAAUGAGAAUGAGUUGGAUGAUCUUCGUUAUGAUAAUCACGACUUAUUGGAAGACGAUAAUAAUAUUGAGGAGGAAUCCGUUAGUGAUGUCGAAUUGGAUGAAAAUGCCAAUGAACCUGGCGAUCAUAAUAACGCUGAUAUUGACAUGGAGUGUGACAGUGGUAACGAGUACGACAUGAGUCUAAAUGAUGAUAACGAUGUUCCCUUACUUAUUAACAUUGCCUAUUAUAAUAGAGUAGAGAUGGGGAAUAAUAAUGAUGUACAUAACUCUAGUGACAGUGAGUCGGACGACGAUAGAAGUGAUAGUGACACAGUGAGUGAUAACAGUAAUGACAGUGAUAUAGACGAGUGGGAGAUGGACUCGGAGCGUGAUGAGGAGCCGGAAAGUGAUACGGACUCGGAGUGGGAUUCGGACUCCGAGUAUGAUACGGACUCGGAGUGGGGUACGGACACCGAUAGUGGGCGCAGCAGUGAUUCGUCAUUUUAAUUUAUUAUAAGUUAUUUUAAGUUUUUAUUAUAAGUUAUUUUAAGUUUUUAUUAUAAGUUAUUUUAAGUUUUUAUUAUAAGUUAUUUUAAGUUUUUAUUAUAAGUUAUUUUAAGUUUUUAUUAUAAGUUAUUUUAAGUUUUUAUUAUAAGUUAUUUUAAGUUUUUAUUAUAAGUUAUUUUAAGUUUUUAUUAUAAGUUUACAAAUAAGAAGCCUAGCUAUGUCGAAUUGUAAAAAGAUUUGGA
Molecule: messenger RNA, 1099 nt
Organism: Spodoptera frugiperda (fall armyworm)
Lineage: Eukaryota; Metazoa; Arthropoda; Insecta; Lepidoptera; Noctuidae
Product: probable RNA-binding protein EIF1AD
Exons: 2
Coding region: 222-857 (211 amino acids)
Biological process (GO): translational initiation
Cellular component (GO): nucleus
Molecular function (GO): translation initiation factor activity; RNA binding
Source: RefSeq, a predicted model, not a curated record